UUUCAUUCAUGUAAGAGACUGCAGCAUAUCCGCAUUGGACGUACAACCUGCUAGAAACACGGAUUAGCGAGUCUAGUUGGGCUUUACCGAAAAAAAAAACAAAAUUAAGAUGGCUGAGGAUAACUCGUGGGUGUUCGAUUCCCUAGUUUGCUUUCUUCACGGUCCGGUUUGGAAUGCCCCACUGCAAACCUUCAUCGAGGACAAAUCGCUUAUUUUCGACCCGAAUGUAACCCCCGAUGAGGAUAACCCCGAGUUCCGCAAGGUGCACGACGAGUACAAGAAUCUGGUCGACUACAUGCUCGGUUCGUUUAUGGAGGAAAUGCAUAUCACGCCGGAACAGUUCGAGUUUGCCUGUCUGGAGGGUCGUAACACGGCGGCGGUAGGAGCGGAGAAAUGUCCGCCGACGCGUGCAGGGGAAACGGAAGGUGAUAAAACGUUUUCCUUUCACCAAGGCUUGUUUCAGCAGAUUUGGGCCGCCAACGAUAUUCGAAUCUUUAUCCGCAUGAUGACGCAGCGGAACGUUGAAAUUCAACUGCAGGCGCUGGAUUUGAUUGAACGACGGCAAGCUUUAUCGCAAGAAGCACCGGUUGACGCUGACGAUGAUGAUGACGAUGCGGUUGGGCAGCAGUUAGUGGAACGGGAGGUCGCAGUUGAAAGCGGGCGUGACGAGGUUGCAGAGAAAAAUACUCAUGGCGCAGGCAUUGAGCAGGAUAUUGUCGGAUCUGUGGAUGACGAUGUUAAGGUAAAGUCUUUGCCUGAAUCCGCAGAUAGCGGUCCCACAGGUGAUGAAGCGGCCAAUGUGAACGACAAAUUUCAGCGGUUGAAUUUGUUUUUCGAACAAGAUACGGUUAACAGCGACGACAUGCAAAACCGGCAGCAAUAUCUGCGUGCUCAACGGGAUAAAAUUCUACAAAUUAAAAAGCAAGCUCGGGCACGCCAGCUAAACGAAUCGAUUAAGCGAAAUGAGCGACCAGCAUCAGCACAGGUCGCCCAGAGAAUUUUGGAGGGUGACGUUCUGCUUGGUGGUUUUGGCUCAGCUCAGACGGAUUCGGCGCCCGAGUCCUCGUUGCAGCUACGCAAAAUGCUCGCUGAACGAUUGCGCAACGAGAUCGUCGAGCGAAAGUAAGAUGACUUCAUAGAUAAGAUUUAUUGAUUCGUUUUCGGUAGAACACUGCUGUUAAAUUGGCUUUUCAUUCGACGGGCCCAAAAUUCGCUAAGUCUAGUAGCAGUAUUGUGGUAUCUACAAUAAUAAUUGUUAAGAGAGUGCGGUUUCACUCCUUAGAUAUAUGUCUAUUGGAAUUUUAGUGCAUGCCUUCAGCGUAAUUCGACUAUUGUUGUGCAAGCGGGUGAAAAAUAUCCGUUCUUCUAUGAAUACUGACAAAGUUGUUUGCAAAUCAAUGGAUAGCUUUUACAGAAGAUAUAUAAACUGUGCUACCUUGUCAAAAAGGUUUUUUUACUAUUGUAUUGUCGGAAAGAAGAAAAAUCAAACAAUAUUGAGGUGCAUUGUGGGAAAACUUAAAUGAGCAUGUAACAUUGUGAAGGUCAGAUUCCGUUGUCGUUGGAUAGCAUGAAGAUACAAGAUUGUCGAGAUAUGAUAAUUAUUACUUACUAUCUAUUACUUUGUCACGUGGUGGAUGCUGAGGAAAAGUUUCAAGGUCGAAUAUCCCCAACAUUUGCAUUAUAAGCGACAGUCUUUGAAGUCUGCGUCAUGCACAUCAAAACUUGUUUGGGAGUGUGUUUAAUCACUUCAAACCCUUGGUUUUAAUAAUCAAGUAGAUUUAUAUUGGGUUUCUGGUCACUGUGAAAUAGAUGCAAAGUACUGGCGAUCGUCUCAUCAGUUCAUAGGACCAGAACUCCUCCUGUAGUCUAUCCGCUUGUUCCCUUAGUACUGAAAGCAUGGUAACUCUGAAAGAGCUACCAUCAGCUAGACAACUGAGUAGGUAUGCUAUGAUUGAAAUGAAAAACCUAUCUGUCAGCGUAAAGCAGAUAAUUCGAUCAUUGUAUUACAAGCUCUUGUCCGAGCCAGACGUUCAUAAAUAAAAAGUUUACCUCUUUCAUUUGUAACAUUCUAUAAUUAAAGAUGUUAGAGAAAAUUUUGCUUUUGCUUCUGGAGCGGCUUACAGCUACAGAAGCGGUUUUCCAUGUAAUCAGCCACCAAGGAAUUAUCCGGAGCAGAUCAUCGAGACGCUUUCGGCAACACUCAAGAUGUUUCAUCGUGACCCAGCCGCAGGUAUGACGUUCAAUCGAUGAUGUUCGAAGUAUGAAGAUUUACUCAAUGCCGACGGGAGAGAACUAAGUGGCGCAGCAAAAAUUCGCCUGCUCUUGCGGAGUCUCAGUGUUCCAGUUAACGAAAAAAAUUUGAGCUUUUUCCUACCA
Wyeomyia smithii (pitcher-plant mosquito) is the source of this 2376-nucleotide messenger RNA. RefSeq names its product cilia- and flagella-associated protein 36. Lineage: Eukaryota; Metazoa; Arthropoda; Insecta; Diptera; Culicidae. The transcript is spliced from 4 exons. Gene Ontology annotation, cellular component: ciliary base; axoneme. The coding region runs from base 110 to 1126 and encodes 338 amino acids. The record is from RefSeq and is a predicted model, not a curated record.